CGUGUUUUCCAGCCUGCCUCUGUCUCGUCCCACUCGCACACUCUGUCAGAGCGCGGCGUUGACAGCUACUGGCCACUGAACAGCCCACUUUGUCGGGGUUUGUGUCUCCACGCAAGACUGCUGAAAAAGACGCUCCUGCUCUCGCAUUGUCUUUUUAUUCGCAAGGCAAGCACACGCGACAAAACAACAAGCCCGCCCACGGCAACAGAAGCACAAGAAGUAUAUAAAAAGAGAAAAAAAGCUUUUAAGUCAUUUUCUAGACUCAUCACUGUCUUUCAUCUCCCUGCACAAUGUCUGGAGAAGACGCACCUGCCGAGCAGCAAAACGCCGUGGACCAGAAGCAGGAGACCAAACCCGCUGAGGAGCCCAAAGCGGAGCCGCCCAAGACGGAGCCGGCACCCGCGGCCGCCGCCGAGGCAACUGCUACCCCCGCGGUGACCACCGAGAAGGUCCCCGAGGAGGAGACGUUCACCUACCGCGCUCUGGUGCUCACCGGCUACGGGGGCUAUGAUAAAGUCAAGCUGCAGGUGAAGAAGGGCAAGCCUGCGCUCAAGGCUGGCGAGGUCCUGGUGCGGGUCAAGGCUUGCGGGCUGAACUUCGCAGACCUGAUGGCUCGGCAGGGGCUGUACGACCGGCUGCCAUCCCCGCCGGUCACCCCGGGAAUGGAGUGUUCUGGGGUGGUGGAGGCUGUAGGGGAAGAAGUGACGGACAGACAAGUCGGCGAUAAGGUGAUGGUGCUGAACCGCUUUGGGCUGUGGCAGGAGGUGGCGGCGGUGCCGGCAACCCACACCUUCCUCAUCCCAGAGGGCAUGAGCUUCGAGGAGGCAGCAGCCCUCCCUGUGAACUACAUCACUGCCUACAUGAUGCUGUUUGAUUUCGGCAAUCUGCGGCCCAACCAGAGCGUCCUCAUUCAUGCUGCUGCAGGUGGUGUGGGUAUUGCAGCCACUCAGCUGUGCAACACGGUGAAGGACGUGACUGUGUUCGGCACGGCGUCCGCCAGCAAGCACGAGACCAUCAGCCAGGGUGGAGUCACGCAUCCCAUCGACUAUCGCACCAAGGACUAUGUGGAGGAAGUACGCAAGAUCAGCCCGAAAGGGAUGGACAUAAUACUGGACCCUCUCGGAGGAUCAGACACCCAUAAGGCCUACAACCUGCUGAAGCCAAUGGGCAAACUCAUCACCUAUGGUACAUCUAACAUGCUAGCCGGCCAGAAGAAGAACCUGCUCGCUGUGGCCAAGAACUGGUACCAUCAGUUCUCCAUCCACACGCUCAGCCUGAUCCAGGGGAACAAGUCAGUGUGCGGUUUCCACCUGGGCUACCUGGACGGGGAGAUGGAGCUCAUCACCCAGGCCAUGAACAUCAUCCUGGAUCUCUACAAGCAGGGCAAGGUCAAGCCCCGCAUCGACUCCACUUGGCACCUUGAGCAGGUGGGCGAUGCCAUGAGAAAGAUGCAAGAGAGGAACAACAUCGGCAAAGUGAUCCUCACCACAGAGCCGAUGCCCGAGGAGGAGAAGAAGGAGGAGCCCAAGAAGGAGGACAAGAAAGAGGACAAGAAGAAGGAUGACAAGAAGAAGGAUGACAAGAAGAAGGACGAUGGCAAGAAGGAGGAGAAGAAGGAUGACAAGAAGAAAGAGGAGCCCAAGAAGGAGGAGAAGAAGGAGGAGGAGAAGAAGGAAGAGCCAAUCAAGGAGGAGAAGUGAGAGGGAGGGACGGAUAGUCAAGCAGACCGGCAGGGAGUUUGUGUCCUGGGAGCAGGGGGUGGGGUGGGGUGGGGUGGGGUGGAGUGGGGUGGGGGGAGGAUAGAGAUGGAUGGGGUGGGAGGUUGGGGGUUGGAGUGUAAGCAAGGAUUGGAAGGAGUUAGAAGGGUAGAUUACAAAAUGAUCACACCACUGUCGAUCGAUCAUCUCUUCCACCUCCCCUCCGCCUCACCCUCGAGAAUCCACAAUAGCAGUAAUUACUCAGGCCUGGCUCCACCCAUCCCCCUCCCAUCCCUUUCUUUUGCCUUUAUCUCUAUAAAAAAUAAAAAGGUCCAAUCAUUAGUAACCCUUGGUAAAAGCCAAACGUAUCUGUGCCUCACAAGAUUGAGAAAAAAACGCAGCAAACACUCAAAUAAUUUUUACUAUUGGGAAUGUCGGCACAAGCCGUGGAGGAUUGUGGGUAUGGUCCAGGCUUGGGGCAAAUUACUGUUUCCUUGACAACCCUGCUCGCACUCUGGCCCCCCCCCCCCCCCCCCCCCCCCUCAUGCCCCUCCACACCUCAACUCCCACUGUGCUAAAUUGUUCUGCUCUGACUUCCACCUGCCACCUCCUCUUCCCCCCCUCACUGUGCUGAGUCCCCCCCGUCCCUCCCCCCUCUCUACACCUCCAACACCACCACCACCGCCCCCCUCCCCCCCCUCACACCCAACCCAUUCACGGGUCGGACCCACAGACAGGCACUAAGACGGGCAGAUAAACGGAGAACCACACCCACCCACACGUUGCUCUCAGUGUCCAAUGCUUAGUUAUGUCACAGAGGAUGAGUCAGAGAUGCCUGCGAUUGGCUGAUGCACCCCAGCUUUGCUCAGACAAUGGUGGUAAUGCUAGAAGCCCUAACAUCUGUUAUCAUAUGGCCUUCGCGGCGAUAUAUAUUGUAUCAGUCUCUAUCAGUAGAGAGGAGACGGCUCCAAAACUCAUGCGUUCCCACCAAAUUUCAGUGAAGUUAUUAUAGUGGCUGCAGUUUUGCACAUGCCUGAAUAUGAAUUGCCCUCAUAAUGAGCCUUUCUGUGCAGUGCUGAAUAGGGAGGCAGAAAUCAUUGCUCAGCUUCCCUCUCCUUAGAUACAGAUUUUUCUAGCUGACCAACUGUUGGCAAGAAGUGCGCAGUGCCAAUUAAGAGAGAAUUUGUUUCUGCUCAAACAAGCCACAAAUACACACUCGUACACACUCUGAAUGUGAUGAAAGAGACACUGUCAUGCUGAGACAGUGAAGCGUCUGAAAUGAGCCAGUUAAAAAGGCCAAUAUCGGCCCUUUCUCCCUCAGCAUCAGGCUUUCUUCCUCCCUGAUCCUCCUCGAGGCAUUCCAUGGCAUUCUGCUCCUUUCACAGCGAUCGUUCGCCUGUCGAUCACCCUGACCUGAGAGAGGAGAAUUCAAUUCAAGCUGGCCUCCAUAUUUCGCCUCCCUUGCUUGUCUCUACUCAACUCUCUCUCUCUCUCUCUCUCUCUCUCUCUCUCUCUCUCCCUCCUCUUUCCAUUUCCCUCUCUGUGGUCGGCAUAGCAACAGGCGUCAGGCUCGUCAGAGAAGGCUCUGUGGUCUGUUUCUCCGACUCCCUCUCCCUCUGUUUCUCUAUUCAGCCUGUCCACACGAGCAGUAUUACAACAGGUGUGAAUUACAUUAAUGAUUUUAAAUGAUAAACUGAAGAGACGGAACUGUUUUUUUAAGGUUGUUAGUUUUGCACUCACGAGCAGUUUGUUCACACCGGUGAAAUUGAAAUCAAGUACUGACAAUGUGUGCUGGCAGAAACAGCGCACCGCUCCCCCUAAUGGCCAGUGUGAAUCUUGUCUCACUGGUGUAAUGUAAUUGAAGUAAAUCCUAAGCAUUCAUAAUAAAUCCCACUGGGUGGACACUAAACCUUAAUGUAGGAGGAUAUCUUUAAACCUCAUAUCUCUACCUGCCUGCCUGCCCGUCUGUCUGUGAGCCCGGCCUCAGUGCUGAGACUCAGAUGGGGACUAGUGACUUUGUAAAAAAAACACAAAACAAAACGUUUGAAAAAAAAAAAAAAAAAAGAAAGACAAAAGUUGUUGUGUUAGCAUGAGUGGCCUCCCUCAUGUGCCGUGUGUGGUGUGCCAUUGUGUGUGAAGAUGUGUGUGUCCUCAGGUCUUUUGUCAGGUUUUAAAAGCACCCUCUCCCUACCCCUGCCACAUUUCCCCCUCACACUACUCUGCUACAGUAUUAUGUAGCUCCAACUGCAACCCUCCCUUCUUACUCUAUCUCUCUCCCCUCCUGUCUGAUAAGAGGCCUGUGUUAUGAGGACAGUUGGUAUUAGUAUUUUGCACUCUGCUCGCUGAUCUUAAUGCACUUACAGGCAUGGCAGUCGCACUCCAGUCCCACGCAGGCUUUGAUUCGGCUCCAGUUUUGCUGCCUGUUUGCCAUCAUCCACUCCCAGUGUAUCUGCUGAAGCUCACCGAAAGCACAGGUGGCACACACACACGCACACACACACACACACACACACACACACGCAUGAAAAAGGUCCCCCUAUUUUCAGCUUGACAGUUCCUGCCCAGGCCACUUCUCCUGGGUGGCAGCUGAAAUCAAAGCACUCAUCCAUCCUUGACCGUGGGGAGUAAAAUGUUUAGCAGGGCGGAGUGAACUGGGCUGGAGUGCGUUGGCCACGCUGGUGUGGGGAGUGUCCUGUCAGCCUCUGGUUAGUGUUCUGUUCUAAUCUGCUGGGCUCCCUUUGUGAACCUGUGGACGGUGCCAUGUGAGAAACAAACGCUUCGGUUAAAAAAAAAAAAAUAAUGAUGUUUUACUUAAUAUGUUAUUUUAAUUUACCUUUAUAUUUCUGUUUGUUUGUCUGUUUUGUUAUCCAAGGGUUUAAAGUUCAAAGCUCAUACUCUUAUGUGGGGACCUGCCAACCUGCACUCCUUUUAAAUGUGAUGAAGUCUUUCUGUUGGUCCGAACCAUGUGUGCCAAAUUGUAUGUAUAUUCUUCUGUCAAUGCUUUGAAUAUUAACUGCAUAAAAAAUAUGAAGACAAUUCUGUUUUUGGAUGCAUUUCCGUCAACCUUGAAGAAAAGUGAAAAUACAAGAGUCGUCACAGUGUGUCAGAUUUCUAUCCCAAAUGCUCAUGGGUGCUGACAGAUUUUUUUGCUGCCGUUUACAAAAGGUUAAACACAAUUUGUCGUUUUUGAUUGGUUGCAGUCGUGCUAUAGCAUAGGCCUGCACUGUGCCUCUCUCCCUGCACAGUUUACCUCAAUCCGAGGCCCCUCCCUCCGUAUUUAUAUCCUUUUCACUGUGUUUUACCAGCUCUCGCGCCAUGUCGACCACAACAGGUUGAAGUGUUUACAACCAUAAUAUUAGUAUCACAGUGAAAAGGGACUGGAUAUGGUGCAUUUAAGGUUCAAAACUACACCAAAACACAGAGAUUCACUGAAAUCUGCAAAUUUCCUCCAAAUCCAAAGCUCCAUGGUAUUCCUCUCUAUGGAUUUCUAUUCCUUUCCGUUUGUUUCCAAAUGGCUUGUGUAGCAAGUGAGGAAGCAGAUGUUUUCACACAGCUGUACAGGGACGCCAAUACUGCAACACAGCUGCACAAAACCCCAGCUUAUUGGCUGAUAAUAGCUCAGCUUUUGCCUGCCCCAGACACAACAUUUCCGCUUUACAGCUGAUCCCAGUUCGCUCAAGGAAUAUUAGAGACGUUCCUCUUUUCCUGUGGCCGGUGCAACAUGCGCAGGCCAAAAAUUCCUCACCAGAUCGCCCCCUUCUUUCUCCAUACAUAAUCAUAACAAGUAUAACAUCAGUUUGACAUCUGGAAUUUGAAAUUGCAUGCAUUCAUCGGCAUGUGGAAAACCUAUUGUAAUCUCUGUCUUUCUUUCAACAUUUUCCCCUUGGUUCUUUCGAGCUAAGCUGCCUUUGAGAUGGACUCUAUCAGCUGGGCGGGUGGCGGCUGCCUGAGAGCACUUCCGCCAUGGUGAAGCUGCAGUGUAAUGUCAUCUUGAAAUGGUUUCACCGUCAUUCCAGACACUUAUGCAAAAGUACUUGGCAACUCAGAGAUGCACAGGAGAAAAAAAACUGUUUCAAAGAUAAAAUAAACAAAGUGAUACUUUUCUGAACAUUUGCCGUUUUAGUUAUGAAUUAACACUCGUAGUUUUAGGUUUGAAAAACACGCUAAGACAAUGAGCGUAGUAUUUCCAAUAGCUUCUCUUCCGUCUGUCUUGGCUUGUAUAGCUGAAGUCCGUUACAGGCGCCCACCGUUCAGCUUUGAGGUGAAUUUCUUUCGGUUUUGAUAUGGUUUCUCAGGUCAUUCCAAACAGCAGGUUUCUUCACGUAAGAAGCUACUUAAUUUUGCAUUCACUAACACACAAACAACGUCAUCCAGUUUCUCUGAGUUCACUGCACAAACUGUCACACCAUCCAUGUUCUAUGUGAGCUUUAGUACUCCCAGUCAAAUGGUGAGGCUCUGACAGUGGGUUAUUUCCAACUUCAGAGCCGCUGUGUUCACUCAUCCACAAACUCAGAACCCAAACAACCACAUCUGCCUGCAGCUAUUGUUUCCUUAGCAGCCAUUUUUACAUCACAGCAACAUUGCAGAGAAGCAACGGAAGUACAACCUGGCAGGGCUUGUCAUGUACAGUACUAGGAUGCAUGUUUAGUCGACCAGAAGAUAAGGCAUGUGUCCCUGUGCCACCUGACUUCCUGUCCUCACCCUUCCGAAUGGGCACUUUCAUGGCCAGCUGGUUCAUUCAUGAUCCACCUCAACAUAUCUCUGGGAACGUUUCAGGAUCUCACUUCACAUCUGUCCCACUACACACACCUGUUAGCAUUCAGUCACCACUGCUAAUUCUCUGCAAGGCAUACCCAACAGGUUGAUUUCCAAGUUAGUUCUCCUCUCUCUGUCCUUCCUCGUGUUGGUGGGGUUUUUUUCCUGGUUGCAAACACUCUUCUCGUCUCCACUUUGUUUUUUAAACCCUUUGAAUUGAUGCUGCUUCUGUGCUUGACUCUGGGUUUACUGCGUGGUGCCAUGUUGUCCACAUGGCCUCUAGAGCUUGUAACGCUUCAGUGUGUAAUGUUACCAUAUGCCUUACAUGUUUUCCAGGACUAAUAAAAAAAGCAUAACAAAACGU
Messenger RNA from Anarrhichthys ocellatus (wolf-eel), 6816 nucleotides. It is a transcript of the gene vat1, whose product is annotated as vesicle amine transport 1. Gene Ontology annotation, biological process: negative regulation of mitochondrial fusion. Lineage: Eukaryota; Metazoa; Chordata; Actinopteri; Perciformes; Anarhichadidae. Bases 291 to 1700 code for a protein of 469 amino acids. The record is from RefSeq and is a predicted model, not a curated record. Gene Ontology annotation, molecular function: oxidoreductase activity. The transcript is spliced from 6 exons. Gene Ontology annotation, cellular component: mitochondrial outer membrane.